AUGGAGAUGUAUGGGGUGUCAAUUCCCAAAAUGGAUUGGGAAAGCACGAACUUACCUCAAGCCUGGGAUAAGUUUCAAAGGCACGCCGAACUAGUGUUCUCUGGGCCCCUAAAGAACAAAAGUGACGAAGAGAAAGCGUCGUACGUCCUUCUUUGGGUCGGAGACAAAGGAAGGGAUAUUCGCCAGACGUGGACGACAAUUAGCGAGACUGACGCUAAAAAGCCGGCAACGUUUUUUAUGAAAUUUAAGGAAUACGUCCAGCCGAAACUUAACCCGAUAUUUGCCAGGUUCAAGUUUAACAACAUAGUUCAAGGUGCUGACAAUUUUGAAUCAUUCGUUACAAAGCUGAGAUUAGCGGCGACAGAUUGCCAGUUUACCAGCUCAGACGAAAUGAUUCGCGAUCGGAUCGUUUUUGGAAUUUCGUCGGCCAAACUGCGCGAGAAGCUUAUUAACGAAGGAGAGAAACUGUCGCUGGACAAAGCUGUUCAAAUAGCACAGAAUUUUGAAUACGCCAGAGAGCAGAUGCGAACCAUGACGACGACUUCCGGCGAAGAAGCCCAUUCUUCAGCUGUAUACCAGGUGCGGCGGCAACCAAAUGAGCGAUACCGGAAGUACCAGCCAGAGAGACCAGCUGCGGCGUAUAAGCCGAGGGACGACAACAAAAACUGUGGUAAUUGUGGAAACAAACAUUCAAGGACAGCCAACUGCCCUGCAAAGGGAAAACAAUGCCAUGCGUGUAAAAAGUGGAACCACUUUGCACAAAUGUGUCGUACGAAUGAGGUGACCAAAAGGGUAAACGAACUGAGAGUGGAUUAUGAAUCAAGUUGUGAAUCAGACGACGAUGCAUUCUAUGUGGACACCGUGAAAACAGCAGGUAAGUUGGUUUCACAAGCCCAUGCCACUCUUAUCAUUGGCCCCGUCAAGAAACCUAUUAAGUUCAAAAUUGACACAGGCUCUAUGGUGAACAUUUUGCCUAACAAUGUUUACAGGCAGCUUAAAGUUCACGGCCCCUUAUCAAUAGCAUCACACAAGCUGACCUCUUACACUGGGGAUUCUCUGAAAGUACUCGGCACAGUAGACUUGCCAUGUGGCUACAAAGAGCACAUGGUAACAGCCACUUUUUACAUUGUAGAAACAAAUUCCCAACCUCUACUCUCGCUGACUACGUCUGUUGACUUAGAGCUCAUCAAACUGACAUACGCUGUCGAUAAAUCGUCCUCUAAACAUGACAUUGUGACAGAAUAUAAUGACAUUUUUCAAGGUGUUGGUCUCCUUCCAGGUAAAUGUCAAUUACACCUGCGAAAAGAUGCAAUUCCCGUAGUAAACGCUACUAGACGGGUACCGUAUGCAAUAAAAGACAAACUCAGACGGGAGUUAGAUCAAAUGGAACAAGAAUCGAUCAUUUGCAAGGUCACUGAGCCAACAGAAUGGGUCAAUUCUCUUGUUUGUGUAGAGAAACCCCAAACUGGCAAAUUACGCAUUCGUAUAGACCCUAAACACUUAAACGACGCCCUACUGCGACCUCACUAUCCAAUGAGAACACUUGAAGAAGUGACCUCUGACAUCUCAGGUGCUCGCUACUUCUCUGUGUUGGAUGCCAAAUCAGGUUACUGGAGUAUCGAGUUGACAGAAGAGUCUUCAUACAUGUGCACAUUUGGCAGUCCAUUCGGACGGUAUAGAUUUCUUAGACUUCCUUUUGGAAUCAAAUCAAGUCAAGACGAAUUCCAAAGACGAAUGGACGAGUGUUUAGAGGGUCUCACUGGUGUAAAAUGCAUUGUUGAUGACAUUCUUGUUCAUGGAAAAACGCUAGAGGAACAUGACACUAACUUACGCAACGUACUAGGACGAUGUAGAGAAACGGGCAUUCGACUCAAUCCUGACAAAUCCAAAAUCGGACUGACAGAAGUCCCGUACUUUGGUCAUAUUCUUAAAUCCGACGGACUCAAACCAGAUCCUGACAAAGUGGCAUCCAUCCUACAAAUGAAAGCACCGACGUCACGUGCAGAGCUAGAGACUCUGUUAGGAAUGGUUACAUAUCUCAGCAAGUUCUCACCAAAACUGGCCGAGUUGACAAACCCAUUGCGGGCACUGCUAAAAAAUGACGUACACUUCCAUUGGGACAGACAACAUGACAAAGCUUUUGACGAUGUCAAAAAAGCCCUGAUUGAGAGCCCUGUGCUAGUAUAUUUUGACACGCACAAACCUGUGACGCUUCAGACGGUUAACACAGACAUUGUGCAGGACAAGAUCAAUAAAUCGCGCUCCAGCCAAAAACACUACUACGAUCAGACUGCUAAAUCGCUACCGCCCUUGGCAGACGGACAGACGAUCAGGGUUCAAAUGAAAAAAAGAUGGGUUCCGGCAAAACUUAUUAAAGACAACCAUGACAGAUCGUACACAGUUCAGACUGAGGACGGUGGUAUUUACAGACGAAACAGACGAUUUAUUAUGAGUACUAAAGAGAAAUGCCCCGAACUUUCGGAAAACUUUCCAAAUUUGCUGCAUCAGACAGAUUGCGGCAAGUCUCAGUCCAAUGAGUCAGCCGAAAUAUCUCCCUUAAUCUCUCCACAAAAUAUGUCUGCGUCCCACGAAAAUCAGCCAUACGUAACUAGAUACGGGCGCUCUGUGAAACCAGCUUCCCGCUUAGUAGAACACGCUUGA
This is a messenger RNA of Mya arenaria, 2661 nucleotides long. RefSeq lists its product as uncharacterized. The coding region runs from base 1 to 2661 and encodes 886 amino acids. Lineage: Eukaryota; Metazoa; Mollusca; Bivalvia; Myida; Myidae. The record is from RefSeq and is a predicted model, not a curated record. The transcript is spliced from 2 exons.